Aaosphaeria arxii CBS 175.79 is the source of this 1230-nucleotide messenger RNA. RefSeq lists its product as uncharacterized. The coding region runs from base 202 to 1206 and encodes 334 amino acids. Lineage: Eukaryota; Fungi; Ascomycota; Dothideomycetes; Pleosporales. The record is from RefSeq and is a predicted model, not a curated record. The transcript has 4 exons.
CGACAAUCCACAUCCGAUAAACUUGAUAAGGGAGCGGACGCCACGCUACGCCUUCGUUCAACGGAACGCAGCCUUCCCUCGAAGCCGCUUGAGAUCUUUUCUUUGUUGACUUCAGAAGAAAGCACUCGGAAACCAACAUUGAAAUAGGUAGACGCUGUCGCAUGUUGUCUGAUGGGUUUUUGUCAUUUAACUGGGUCGAAGAUGGGUGCAGAUGGACGAAUUCAGGAUCCAGAAAUACUGAAUCAUCUCAACAUCGUUUCUAUCGAUCAGUUGACUAUACUGGGAUGGACGACCACAGUUUUAAGCGUGCUCCUGACUAUGGGCCGCUUGAUCAUUCAUUGGCGAAAAGUGCACAGUCUCACGCUCGACGAUCUCCUGAACACAAUGUCUGCCAUCUUAUUGAUACCUCUGAAUAUUACUUGCCUCAUAUACCUGCCCGUGGAAGUUCAAGCGCAGUCUUAUGCGCUAGGACUGACUGAUAAGAUGCCGACAUUUGAACAACUCAACUAUUCCAAUCACGUAGAGUUGGCCAUGCUGUUCCUUUUCUGGUUCGUGAUCUACUUGGUAAAAGCGAGCUUUCUGGCCCUAUUCUGGCGCUUGUUCAACAUCAGCUCCCGGUUCAGAAUGUGGUGGUGUGGCAUCACUAUAUUCACCGCUUUGAGCUUCUGUGUCACAAUUCUCAUGACUCUUUGGAGAUGUGGUAACCCAAGCGACAUCUUAACUUUUGGUGCGUGUGAAACGAUGAGUAUCGGCACUGCCAGAGCAAUCUUAAUUAUUUGGUCUGUGUUGAAUUCCAUAGGGGGCAUUGUAUUAAUGUCUUUACCUGUUUAUAUGGUAAACACGAGAAUGCUUGCGCUCGAAACACCACAGCGCGUCGGCAUCACCCUUAUAUUUGGAUUGGUAGUAGUCCACAUCAUCUUCGACAUAUUACGAACCGUGUACGCAUUAUCCCCAGACCUUGGCGUUAGAACGAAUCUAUUAGCUGUCUGGCUCAUUCUCGAGCCCAACGUUGCGGUGAUUGUUUGUGCAUUGCCUCACUAUAAGGGAAUGUUAUCUUGCGGAAAUUGCAGGAAAGCAAGAGGUAGUUCAAGCUUCAGUUUCACCAAGUCGAGAUCCAGUGCGAGGCCUCAGACCAUCGUCCCAAUGGAUUUGCAGGAUGUGAGUGGGUAUUGCUUAGAGUCACGCAGUACAGUCGAACAUGUAUGAGCCUUCCAUUAAUUAGUCAGAAUU